Molecule: messenger RNA, 912 nt
Organism: Ixodes scapularis (black-legged tick)
Lineage: Eukaryota; Metazoa; Arthropoda; Arachnida; Ixodida; Ixodidae
Product: putative nuclease HARBI1
Exons: 3
Coding region: 1-822 (273 amino acids)
Source: RefSeq, a predicted model, not a curated record
AUGAUAAGUCUAUGGCAGAGUAUUUUACAGGAAAGGGGGGCUAAAUGGGGCCACAAUAUCCUGAGCGGAGUAUUGUGUACCCACAGAGGUCUUUGGCGGAGCAGCCCCCCUGGCUGCCGCCUCAGCAUACGUGCCUCCUUGCAGGAAGGAGAGACGUUUACGUGCUUCCUGGUUUCUGGAAUCCCCGGCGUCAUCGGAUGCAUCGACGGAACAUACAUCAAUUUUCGUUGUCCAGACGAGAAGAUCCCCGUAACGUAUGUGAACCGGCACGAGGCCCUGUCAUUAACCUUGCAAAGGGUAUGUGAUGACAAGCACCGGUUCAUUGAUGCUUUUACGGGGGUUUCCAGUCGGAUCCAUGACGCCAGGGUUUUCGACCUGUCAGACCUCCCCGAAAGGCUUCCCACUCUCUGUAAGAGAGCGAAGAUCCACAUUCUAGGGGAUGCGGCAUACCCCAGCAGGGAGUACCUAGUGACACCUUUUAAGGACUACGGCAAGAUGACCUGUGAACAGAAAGAUUUUAACAGAGACUUCUCUGCCACAUGGGUGACAAUAGAAAACACCUUUCAGGUACUGAAGCGCCGCUGCAUGCAGCUGUCCUACCUUGAGUUUGCGGAGGUUGACACAGCUAGUAAAUUUAUUAUGUCGUGCUGUGUGCUACAUAACCUCUGCAUUCAGUCAGGAGAUCUCGAAAUUGAAGGCGUAGAAGCAACAAGUGAUCGUCUGCCAGAUGACGAUGACACAAUUGAGGAGACUCGCCCUGUUCUACGCAGCAGAGGAAUUGCGAAACGAGAGAGACUUUGUGAUUAUGUGAAUCGGCCUUGAUCGUUGCACAAAAUAAUGUUCUGCAUUAAGUAUUGUUUUACAGUCAUGUCUCAUUAAAGGGCAGCUCCGGUCCAUACUUUCGAUUUUGGG